AUGCAAAAUCUUCAGGGCAAAGUAGCAUUAGUGACCGGAGGAGGGUCCGGCAUCAGCCUUGCCUUUUGCAAGCUGCUGUACAAGGCAGGCUGCAAAGUUCUCAUUGCCGACAUUGCUCUGCACGGCACCGCGAAACAGUGGCUCGCGUCGAUUCAGGCAGAAAGCCCCUCUGACGCCGCUCGGGCGAAAUUCGUUCGAACAGACGUGACGGACUGGGACCAGCUUGAGACGGCUUUCAAGGAGAGCGAGGUCGUGCUUGGGACUCAGCCUGACAUCGUGGUACCCGGCGCAGGAGUCUACGAGCCAUCCUCCAAUUCGUUCUGGGAGGAUCAUGAUCUGAACUCGCGCUACAAGGUGCUGGACAUCGACUUGGUCCAUCCUAUUAAAUUGACGCGGAUGGCUAUUCGACACAUGGUUCAAGCUCGCAAAGCAGGAACUAUCAUACACAUCUCCAGCAUCGCAGGGCAACGGGCGAGCGUCGUAACGCCGCUGUACACAGCGGCCAAGCAUGGUAUAAACAGUUUCAUCCGCAGUAUGGGUUCGCUGGAAGCCAUGGCAGGUAUUCGAGUUCUCGGAGUGGCGCCAGGAACGGUCGGCACUCCACUGUUUACAGACCACCCUGAGGCGUCCAAAUUCCUGGACCUUGACAAAGACACGCUACUUGCACCGGAGCAUGUCGCCAAUGCAAUGUUCGCACUCCUGACUGAGACCCAAUACAAGGGCGGCACAGUCCUUGAAGUUUGUCAUGAGACUGCGUGGCGGGAAGUGUCCUUGCUCAAUGACCCGGGGCCGCAGGGGCCGGCGAGCAUCACAAGCCGCAAAAGCGAAGCGAUCAAAGAUAUCCUUCCCCAUCUAGGAGAGCUGGACAAGAUGGUCGUCGAGGGAGUGAGGACUGAUUAA
Messenger RNA from Fonsecaea erecta, 900 nucleotides. RefSeq lists its product as hypothetical. The coding region runs from base 1 to 900 and encodes 299 amino acids. The transcript is spliced from 2 exons. Gene Ontology annotation, cellular component: cytoplasm. Gene Ontology annotation, molecular function: oxidoreductase activity, acting on the CH-OH group of donors, NAD or NADP as acceptor. Lineage: Eukaryota; Fungi; Ascomycota; Eurotiomycetes; Chaetothyriales; Herpotrichiellaceae. The record is from RefSeq and is a predicted model, not a curated record.